CUACAAUGGGGUUAUUACAAACUAAUUCCUCCCAAUUCUAGCCCUCACCCGUCUCACUAGUAGGUCUCACUGCUACGUAUGUUUCAUAUUUGAACUUCUGCAAAUUAUGAAAGAGUUUAAUCAUGUUGAGGGAAAACAUAGUGUAUUAUUAACUCUAAAUCAUCCUUCUGAAGUUUUAUAUGCUUUGUUUACACAGAUGCUUUUAAAAGAUGAAGUGAAAGAGAAAAAAAUAUAUAAAUUGUCAAGUGGUUUUACUAGUCAUACUUCUUUCCAGUAGACCGUUUGAUCCUUCAAGCUUUGCAUGACAAGACAAUUUGUUGCAAAAAGUGUCCCAUCAAAUAAUUCUAAAAUGAUUUGUCCUAUCAGGUAAAAUCCAAAAUGAUUUAGAAUUCAGAAACAUGAAUGAUUAUUAAAUGAAUACUAUAAUGUCUAUUAAUCCCGGAACACCUCUAAAACCUUUCUAAGAAUCACCAAAGCUCUUAUUUCCAAACCUGGGGUUCCAAGGUUUGAAAACAAAAUGGCAUGUAUAAAAGCACUUUCAAAGUAUAUUACAUACACAGCGUGAGGCCUCUGAGCCCAAGCUAAGCUAUCAUAGCCCCAGUGACCUGCACGUAUACAUCCAGAAGGCCUGAAGAUCCACAGAAGUGAAAACAGCUUAACUGAUGACAUUCCACCAUUGUGAUUUGUUUCUGCCCUAUCCUAACUGAUCAAUGUUCUUUAUAAUCUCCCCCACCCUUAAGAAGUUUCUUUGUAAUUCUCCCCACCCUUGAGAAUGUACUUUGUGAGAUCUAUCCUCUGCCCCUAAAACAUUGCUCUUAACUCCACCGCCUAUCCCAAAACCUAUAAGAACUAAUGAUAAUCCCACCACCUUUGCUGACUCUCUUUUGGGACUCAGCCCACGUGCACCCAGGUGAAAUAAACAGCCUUGUUGCUCACACAAAGACUGUUUGGUGAUCUCUUCACACGGAUGAAUGAAACACACAGUAAUGAGAAUCCCAAAUUUCUGAUGUAUACAACAGAGUAUUAUAUACACUUUUAUACAUGGAGGAGAGAGAAUAGCGAACAGAAAGGCACCCCAAACCCUAAUGCAAAGAGCAAUAAAAAAUUAGCCAGCCAGCAGCACAUCAGGCUGCCGUAUUGGCUGCCCUCAAAGUCGCAGGUUCUGUUCAUUAAUUUUUGUAUCAUAUUUAUUCAAGAAUUGUACUGUUUAGUUACUGAACAACCUGGGAAAUAGCUCAAGAAACCAUGAGUUACCCUUUCUGGGCUGCUGAUGUUUUAGAAAACCUAGUUUUUUUAAACAUAUGAAUAUUUUUCAGUUAUUCAUGUCAUCAUCAUGAUACCUGUAUCUCCCAUUUCAGUACUGAUCGACUUUAGGGAGAAACUUUUGAAAUAAGAUGAUAUUACGAAACGUCCACGAAACAAUUCUGUAACAUCUGUGCAAAACUGUUUUUGUAAGAAAUCUCUAAAAUUUAAUGACAUUUCCUGCACCUGUAGUGAAGGCGGAAAUACAAACAGUCCCUUCCACGAAAACGAGGUGCUAUUACAAUCACAUUUCUCAGCAGCCCUUUUCUUUUUUGCAAAAGUGUUUAUCCUAGUGCUGCGGACUUACGACAAACGUCAACAGUUAAUAAGAUAACCAAAAACUGUGAAAAUCAAACGUUCCUGGAACGCAUCGGAGCUUCACACUUUAGUCCUUCGCUUGAGACUCAAGGGCCACAUGGCCAGAUAGGUCUUUCACCUCUGCAAACCGUUAAACAUCCUUCCAGUAAGACAUAAUCGUUAAGCCCACGGUGUUAAAGAAACCCAGUGAGCUGUUCCCCGCAGGUCACCGCCUGCCUCCACCCUCCUCCCGCGCACUGACGGCAAAAAACUUAGACCGGAACGAGCGAGGCCAGAGGAGACAACAACUCCCAGCAGGCGUCGCGGCAGCGGGAAGUCACGCACGCGCAACCCAGGCCAGGAGUAAAGUCUCUCUGCCCGUCUUCUGGGAAGGGAGAAUGGCGGCGCCCGGGCUGCGGCUGGGAGCGGAAAGACUCUUUGAAAUGCCUGCGGUGCUAGAGCGACUGAGCCGCUAUAACAGCACGUCCCAAGCUUUUGCUGAGGUGCUGCGGCUGCCGAAGCAGCAGCUGAGGAAGCUGCUGUACCCGCUGCAGGAAGUAGAGCGGUUCCUCGCCCCGGACGGGAGGCAAGACUUUCACCUGCGUAUCUUUGACCCGAGCCCGGAGGACAUAGCCAGGGCGGACAACAUCUUCACGGCCACUGAACGGAACCGCAUCGACUACGUCAGCUCCGCCGUCCGUAUCGACCACGCCCCGGACCUUCCGCGGCCAGAGGUAUGUUUUAUAGGCAGAAGCAAUGUUGGAAAAUCAUCUCUAAUCAAGGCUUUAUUUUCACUGGCCCCUGAGGUUGAAGUCAGAGUCUCCAAAAAACCAGGACACACAAAGAAAAUGAAUUUUUUCAAAGUUGGAAAACAUUUUACAGUGGUGGACAUGCCAGGUUAUGGCUUUAGAGCACCUGAAGAUUUUGUUGACAUGGUAGAGACCUAUCUAAAAGAACGAAGGAACUUGAAGAGAACAUUUUUAUUAGUGGAUAGUGUUGUUGGAAUUCAAAAAACAGACAAUACUGCCAUAGAAAUGUGUGAAGAAUUUGCAUUACCUUAUGUGAUUGUAUUAACAAAAAUUGACAAAUCUUCCAAGGGACAUCUUUUAAAACAAGUGCUUCAGAUCCAGAAAUUUGUUAACAUGAAAACUCAAGGAUGUUUUCCUCAGUUGUUUCCUGUAAGUGCUGUGACCUUCUCUGGAAUCCAUCUGUUGAGAUGCUUUAUAGCCAGUGUAACAGGAAAUCUUGACUAAUGGUUCCCGGUUUAGCUGAAGAUUCAAAAAAAAAAAAAAAAAAAGCUUUAUGCUAACUGGAGUUAAAUACCUAGAAGAAUUUCAACAUUGUUUUAAAUGUUGUGCCUUCUCAAAACAAGAAUUUGUGCCUGGGGUGAAAAGUUUGUAAGUUAUUGAAUUAUGGUGUUCAUUAGAACAGCUACUAGCUGAUUCCCCUAUUUUAACAAAUUGACAAGAGCACAUCCAUAAAAUGAAAACCUGUUACAACUAUGUACAGAAGGGUUUGACGUUUUAUUGGGCUUUUGUCUUUUAAAGAAUAUGUCUACUACGGGUAUUUUUUUUUAAAAUGUUAAAAUGGGCUAGCUAAAAGGGGGCUGCUUUUCUGUUAAGCAUCGAUAGGUAAGUUGAUGGAUAAAUGUUACUAUGUAAGCCUA
Molecule: messenger RNA, 3265 nt
Organism: Pan troglodytes (chimpanzee)
Lineage: Eukaryota; Metazoa; Chordata; Mammalia; Primates; Hominidae
Gene: GTPBP8
Product: GTP binding protein 8
Exons: 6
Coding region: 1998-2852 (284 amino acids)
Cellular component (GO): mitochondrion
Molecular function (GO): GTP binding; GTPase activity
Source: RefSeq, a predicted model, not a curated record